Messenger RNA from Euleptes europaea (tarantolino), 1738 nucleotides. It is a transcript of the gene AZIN2, whose product is annotated as antizyme inhibitor 2. The transcript is spliced from 11 exons. The record is from RefSeq and is a predicted model, not a curated record. Gene Ontology annotation, cellular component: cytoplasm. The coding region runs from base 356 to 1738 and encodes 460 amino acids. Lineage: Eukaryota; Metazoa; Chordata; Lepidosauria; Squamata; Sphaerodactylidae. Gene Ontology annotation, molecular function: catalytic activity.
UAUAAGGGGCCAGCAUGCCUCCGGAGGGCAAGAUUAGCUGGUGCUGCUUUGCAUGGUGUAGGCUUUGGAGUGGGGGGAGGAGGAGCAGCAGCAGCCACUGCCGAAGCCUAUAUUUACUCUUGGGAGACUCAUGGGCAAAAUCCGUUUAAAUGCUUUUUAAGAGAUCUCGGAUCCCCAGCAGCAACUGUGCCUCGGGGUGUUGCAAAAGCUCAGAGUUCACCGGCGAACCCCCCUGACAUUACACCUAGCCACCCAGGAAGGAGGAAGGCUUCGGGACCUGUGUGUUGCAUACUUAAAAACUAUACCACCCUCCUGACAGAGACUUGAGAAGCAAGAUCCCCCCUCGGUGGUGACGAUGACGGGCUGCUUGGACGAUCUGGACAUCACAAUGGUGGAGGAGGGCUUCACCACCAAGGACCUCCUGGAAACCCUCCUAAAAGAGGCUUCCCAGAGGGGUAGCCGAGAAGCCUUCUUUGUGGCAGAUCUUGGAGAUGUGGUGAAGAAACAUUUGCGCCUCCUCAAAGCUUUGCCCCGUGUCAAGCCCUUCUAUGCUCUGAAGUGUAACCGCAGUAAGGAAGUGGUCCACUUGCUGGCAGGACUGGGGGUCGGAUUUGGAUGUGCCAAAAAGCCAGAGCUGGCACUGGUGAAAAGUGCCGGAGUCCCAGUGGACAGGAUCAUCUGCACAGGCCCCUGCAAGCAGAUGUCCCACAUCAGGUAUGCAGCCAGCCAAGGAGUGCAGCUGAUGACUUUUGAUAAUGAAGUGGAGCUCGGGAAGGUAGCGAAAAGCCACCCAUCUGCCAGAAUGAUUUUGAGCCUAGCGACUGAUGAGUCCAGGUCUUCUGGCUGUCCAAGUGUGAGGUUCGGCGCAACCUUGAAAUCCUGCCGGCAACUACUAGAGACAGCAAAGGAUAUGAACGUGGAGGUGGUCGGAGUCAGCUUCCACAUUGGAAGCGGCUGUACCGAUCCUCAGAUGUUCACUCAAUCUAUAGCAGAUGCUCGCCUGGUCUUUGAAAUGGGUGCAGAAUUGGGCUACAAGAUGCACCUCUUGGAUAUUGGAGGUGGAUUUCCUGGUGCUGAGGAGGCCAAAGGACGCUUUGAAGAGGCAACAAAUGUGGUCAACUCUGCCUUAGACCUAUAUUUCCCAGAAGGCUGUGGAGUGGAGAUCAUUGCAGAACUGGGACGCUACUACGUGGAUUCGGCCUUUACUUUCAUGAUCAACAUUGUUGCCAAGAAGGAAGUUCCCCUGGAUCAGCCGGGCUCCGACGAUGAUGACCCUGGAGGCAAGAAGAGCUUCGUCUACCACCUGAACGACGGUGUCUAUGGCUCCUUUAGUUCUGUCAUUUUCAACAACACGUGCCCCGUCCCAAUUUUGCACAAGAAGCUGUCUCCUGACUCCCCCUUGUAUAGCAGCAGCCUCUGGGGUCCUACGGGGGAUGGCCUGGACCGCAUUGCAGAGGGCAUGGACCUCCCCGAACUGCACGUUGGGGACUGGCUGAUCUUUGAGACCAUGGGGGCCUACACGGGACCGGCUUCCUCCUCCCUCAGUGGAGCACAGCCAUCACGGAUCCACUAUGCCAUGUCCAGGGUGGCUUGGCAAGCAGUCCAACUCCUGCAGGGGAAGCUGCUGCCUCCAGAAGAAGAGGACCAGGAGUGCACAUGCGCCCCGCUGUCUUGUGGCUGGGAGAUCACGGACACCCUGUGCGUCACCCCCGUCUUUGCUCCAGCAAGCAUCAUGUAA